AUGGUCCCUCUCGACAUCGAUACCUGUUUUUUAUGCUUAUCACACUCGGUGCUCACUGUCCGAUUCAUCGAUAGCUACUGGCCCUCCAAAUCUGGCCGAACGAUGACACAGGCUCUUGCUCUUGGACUAGGCUCUAUGUUCAACCAUUCCACACGAGGUCAGAACGUAGGCUGGAAGCGCAACACCGACACCGAUGUGAUCGUUUACACCGCUCUUCGAAACAUCAAAGCCGGAGAGGAACUGUGUAUCUCUUACGGGAGCGCGAGACUAUGGUUCAAAGAUGCCGACGCCGAAGCCUACGACCACUCGCAUAACGACACUGGCGGAGGGACCCUGUCAGAAAUCGAGUUGAGCGGGCUUGGAAAGAUGGAUCUAUAG
Messenger RNA from Exophiala xenobiotica, 378 nucleotides. RefSeq lists its product as uncharacterized. NCBI's taxonomy places the organism in Eukaryota, Fungi, Ascomycota, Eurotiomycetes, Chaetothyriales, Herpotrichiellaceae. The record is from RefSeq and is a predicted model, not a curated record. Bases 1 to 378 code for a protein of 125 amino acids. The transcript has a single exon. Gene Ontology annotation, molecular function: protein binding.